AUGACGUCUUUUUAGGAGCUGAAUGAAACUCUCAAAUAAUAGGUAUCAGAGCUAACAUACAAAUUGGAAUUAAAGGAAAAAGAAAUAGAACAUUUAAAAUCACCUAAUAAGACGUUAUCUCAAUUUGAAACUCAAACCUUAGAAUUAUAAUUAAUAUAAUAUAAACACUUGCAGACAAAAUUAGAGAAAGAAAAUGAAUAAUUACGAAAUAAAAUAAGUCAAAUGGUUAAUUCUUAAGUUGAAACUUAAAAAACUAUUUUAAAAUAAAAAUAGCAACUUUAAAAUGUUAAUAAAAAUUUAUUUUCCCUUUCCUCUUAAAUUUAAGAGGAAGACAGUCCUAUAAAACUUAUUAUAAAUAAAUUAAUAGACAAUGACAAGGAUCCAAUGAUUACUUAAAGCUUAGACAUAGAAAGUUAAUUAAAAAUGAAUGAAUUAAAACGGGUAAAUAAUUAACUUGAAAAACGAAUCCAUUAAUUAGAAGAAAAGUCUUAGAGUAUGGUAGCCAGAUAAUUUUAAGAUGCUGCUGCUAUACUAAAGCUGAAAAAAUAAAAAAAAGAGUUGAUUGAUUAAUAAGAACUCUAAAAAUAAACAUUACAAUAAGAAUUAUAGAAAUCUAGAGUUUAAGCUUUUUCUGAUGUUACUAUAUCUUUCUCAGACUUAUACUCAGAAAUUUCUAAUAUUGAGUAAAUUAAAGAAAAAUUUGGAAUUUUAAUAUAACUAAUUUUAAAAUAACUUCUAACAUAAAACUCAAAUAGUGAUUUAAAUGAAUCUAUAAUAAAAUCAAAUAGAAGUAGUUAUUCUAGAAGGGUAGAUUAAGUUUAAAAUUAAUUUAAUGAUAUUUUAAAAUAUUUAAAUAAAGGUUCAUUAAAGAGUCGAGAGUAAGCAUAAGAAAAUUAGAUUUAUGAAUCUUUUAUAUGUGAAAAACCUUAAACAAAUGAUAAAUAAACUUAGACUUUGAAUAAUGAAAAUGAUGCAUGUGCUGAAAAUGAUUUGAAUGGAAAAACUAGAAAAUUAGAGAUUGUAAUUAAUAAUAAAAAGAAUUAAGAGGAGGAAUGUUAAUUUAUUGAUGCUGAACAGUAAACAGAAGAUUAAGAUUUAAAUUAAUUUCUUCUUAAUUCAAUGACACCAUUAAUGCUUUCAGCUUUUCCUUAAUUACAUACUGAAGGUGAUUUAAUUGAAGAAUAAUAAUAAUAAUCUUAAGAUAAAAGUGCUUUAUGUUUAAGGAAUGGAAUUAAAAAUGAUUAAGGAUUUGAUGAAGGUUAAUUAAUAGGUAUAGUCGAAACUUUAACAAUUUAAUUAAAUUACAUAAAGAAAUAAUGGUUUAAGUCUGUCGAUAAAUGCUUAAGGGCUUAAUAAGAGUUAGAAAGAUUGUCAGAAAUUGAAUCCUAAUAUAAUCAUUUAAGUCAUGAAUAUUUAAAUUCCAAGAAUGAACUUUCAAAAUAAAAAAAUAGAUAUUAAACUUUAUUAGACAAAUUUUUUGUUCUUGAACUAGAAAAUGCUUAGUAAUGA
Messenger RNA from Paramecium sonneborni, 1509 nucleotides. Lineage: Eukaryota; Ciliophora; Oligohymenophorea; Peniculida; Parameciidae. The record is from the annotation of a GenBank genome assembly.